This is a messenger RNA of Hyaloscypha bicolor E, 384 nucleotides long. RefSeq lists its product as uncharacterized. NCBI's taxonomy places the organism in Eukaryota, Fungi, Ascomycota, Leotiomycetes, Helotiales, Hyaloscyphaceae. The transcript has 2 exons. The record is from RefSeq and is a predicted model, not a curated record. The annotation marks the transcript as partial.
AUGUCUGACCUUCAACCCAACAUUGCGAAACCAGCUCCGGGGCCAGGACCCAAUGCGACAGCUUCUUGCGGCCAUGCUUCGUCUCGCGCUGAAUGGAACCGUUUCCGACCGCUGAUCAAACGGCUCUACAUCGACGAAGAGAAGACCCUGAAAGAGGUGAUGGCAGUCAUGGAACGAGAACAUGGCCAUCGAGCAACUGCCAAGAUGUACAAGGACCGCAUCAAGAAAUGGAAUCUGGACAAGAAGACAAAAGAAGAAGAGGCCUGGGCAAUGUUGAGAAAGCAAAUGCAGAGAGAAGCUGCCGGCAAGGAAUCGGCUUUCAGGGUAAGGGGAAAGGCGGCUACAAUUGACGAUGUUCUGCGGUACUUUAAGCGGAAAGGGAUU